UUCGUAGAGUGAGUGACUGCAAGUACCGAGAAGCGAAAGCAAAGACGAAGAAUUCAGAUUGGAAUUCGUAUGUGAAGCAGAUAUAUCAUUACAAAACUCUAAUUUCUAUAUUGCUUCGACAAACACGAAUCAGCAAAAUGCAAAAAUUGUUUUUGUUUUUUCUAAUUGUAGCCGCAAUAUGGCACCAAGGAUUGGCGUUAACUUGUUAUGAAUGUCUCAACUGCAACACGGUUAGUUCUUCUGACGCGAAAGUUUGUCCCGACACCUCAGGGCUGACAACAAUGUGCAUCAAAGUUGAGGGAAACGUAUUGGGCAUUGGCACAACUUCGCGGAGUUGUGGAUACGGAACGUCAGAAACAUGCAGUACGUCCACCGUAUUGGGGAUUACUGGAACCGUUUGCUACUGUGCCACAGAUUUCUGCAACGGAGCUGAAACCGUCAAAAUCAGCGUCAUGAUCGGAACUCUCAUUGCUGGGAUCUUAGCAAAAAUACUGAUGUAGCCUAGAAGAAAUAUUUUGAUGAAUUUUUAUCUCAGUUAUUUUCGUCAGAAGUGUGUAAAGUGUGAUUUUCUCGAUAAUUACAAUUUAA
Messenger RNA from Styela clava, 588 nucleotides. RefSeq lists its product as uncharacterized. Lineage: Eukaryota; Metazoa; Chordata; Ascidiacea; Stolidobranchia; Styelidae. The record is from RefSeq and is a predicted model, not a curated record.